UGUUCGACUGGUUCGAAGGAACUCUCGUACUUAAAAAUAAACACGAGAUUAUCCAGUCGACUAUUCAUUCAGUGACGGACCUUGUCAUAGAUUGUGUAUUGUUGAUAGCUUGUGUUACCGGUAAAUUAAUUUUUGCAAAAUAGAUUCUGAUAAACAAAUUCUGGAGAAAUUUGUUCAAUUCCAUUUUUGGGGAUAGCAAUCUCUGAAACCUUCGAGUCACAAAAUAGCAGUGCAAACAUAAUCUAAGAUCGUAAACAAGUAAAUAUUGGUGGAGUUCAGAAAUAAAUGGCUGAAUCUUGGAGAGGGCCAGUGAAACAGGGCCUGUAUGACCCUCAGUUGGAGAAAGAGGCAUGUGGGGUCGGGUUCAUAGCCAGCAUCGAGGGAAUUUCUAGUCACAAAAUAGUUCGCGAUGCACAGCGACUUGCAAUUUCGAUGAACCAUCGAGGUGCCUGCGCUUGCGAUAACGAUACAGGAGAUGGAGCUGGAGUACUCACUUCUAUCCCACAUGAUUUUUAUGCUAACAAGUUGAGGGAUGAACAAAACGUGGAACUUCCACCUUUCGAUCGAUAUGCUACUGGAAUUUUUUUCAUGGACAAACUCCAUCAUCAGGAUUCCGAGGCCCAGUUUGCUCAGCUGGCAAAAGACAUAAAUCUGUCUGUUCUUGGUUGGCGUUCUGUUCCUACCGACAACUCCUUCAUAGGAACAGUAGCUAAAAAUACUGAACCGCUAAUGAGACAGGUAUUCGUUGGUCCAAAUGAUGUCGAUAUUAAAGGGGAAGAACUCGACAGAAAGAUUUUCAUCUUACGCAAACAAGCUAGUCACCAAAUUCCCGGGCCGGCAAAGAGAUUCUACAUUUGUUCACUGAACAGGAAAACUAUUGUCUAUAAGGGUCAAUUCACUUCCGACCAACUGUGGUCAUAUUUCCUCGAUUUAGCAGAUCCACUUUAUAGUGCAUAUUUGGCUCUUGUGCACACCAGAUUUUCCACCAAUACUUUUCCGAGUUGGGAAAGAGCACAUCCACUCAGGAUGUUGGCCCAUAAUGGAGAAAUUAAUACCUUGAGAGGAAAUGUGAAUUUCAUGAAAGCGAGGGAAGGGGUUAUGUCCAACAAAGAGUUUGGUGAUAAAUUGAAAUCCCUCUACCCCGUUGUGGAGCCGAAUCUAUCGGACAGUGGAUCUGCCGAUUGUGUUCUGGAAUUUUUAGUUCAUGCUGGAAAUAGGAGUCUGCCAGAAGCAGUCAUGACGAUGGUUCCAGAAGCUUGGCAGAAUGAUCCGACAAUGUCGGAGGAGAAAAAAAAUUAUUACCAUUGGGCGUCUUGCAUUAUGGAGCCGUGGGACGGACCUGCCCUGAUUUCUUUCACCGAUGGUCGUUAUAUCGGGGCUAUUUUGGACAGGAAUGGACUUCGACCAUCUAGAUUUUAUGUAACCAAAGAUAAUAUACUCAUAAUGGCCAGUGAGGUGGGUGUGUACGAUGUUGAUCCUGCCGAUGUGAUCCUGAAAAGUCGCCUGAAACCUGGCAGGAUGUUGCUGGUAGACACCACUGAAAAAAUGGUUAUUCAAGAUGUUGAAUUGAAGAGGAAAAUCGCCCAUUCUAGACCACAUGGAGAAUGGCUGAAGGAAAAGAUGAUUACUAUGGAUGAACUUCGCAAAGCUCAUUUAGAUAGCGGUCAUGCAGCUAAACCAAAGUAUGAACCCAGUGGAUUGACAGAUAAACGUUUGCCAUUAUACGGCUAUUCAACGGAAACUAUUCAUCUGCUACUCCUUCCAAUGAUCAACAACAAAAAAGAAGCGCUUGGCAGUAUGGGCAACGACGUUCCGUUGGCUUGUCUUUCCAACUUUGCACCUCUAACCUACGAAUAUUUCAAGCAACUAUUCGCGCAAGUUACCAACCCUCCCAUCGAUCCUUUCAGAGAGAAGGUCGUUAUGUCCCUUCAGUGCCCCAUCGGCCCAGAGGAAAAUAUUUUAGAGCCCAGUUCCAAACAAGUUCACAGGUUGUGGCUGAAGCAACCUGUCCUGUCUAUCGCAGACAUGGACGUGUUAGUUCAAACCAAACAUCGAGGCUGGUCUUCGCAUGUUAUUGACAUCACGUUCCCAGCAACCGAAGGAACCGUAGGUUAUCUGAAGAAACUUGAUUAUAUUUGCGAUGAGGCCAACGAAGCCAGUAAGACAAAUCAAAUUAUCGUGCUUUCCGAUAGAAAUGGUAGUUCGGAGAGGGUUCCUAUUAGCAGCUUAGUGGCAUUAGGGGCCGUCCAUCAUCAUUUAAUUGAUACGCGUUCGCGAAUGAAGGUAGCUCUGGUGGUAGAAACGGCCGAAGCGAGAGAAGUCCAUCACAUAUGCGUAAUGUUGGGAUACGGAGCUGAUGCAAUCUGUCCCUACUUGGCCCUAGAGCUGGCCUCGAGCCUUCGGGACCAAGGGAUCCUCGAUACGUCGCUGACCGACGAAGCCAUCUACCAAAAUUACGCUCAAGCGAUGCAAACCGGCAUUAGUAAAGUUAUGGCCAAGAUGGGCAUUUCGACGUUACAGUCGUACAAGGGGGCGCAGAUCUUCGAAGCGGUUGGCCUGGCCGAAGAUGUAAUCGAUAAAUGCUUCAAAGGUACCCCAUCUAGAAUAGGCGGUGUGAAUUUAGAAAUGGUGGCUCAGGAAGCUUUGGUAAGACAUCAGAACGCCUAUCAUAAUCAAGUGGACAGUUUGGUACUGAGGGAUGCUGGUAAUUACCAUUGGAGAGCAGGAGGGGAAAAACAUCUCAAUGAACCUGCUAGUAUUGCUGCUCUUCAAGAAUCUGCUAUUAAUAACAACAAGUCAGCUUAUGAAAAGUUCCGAGAAUCUACAAUGGAAUCCGUGAGGAACACCAUGCUAAGAGGUCGUUUGGAAUUGAGAACUCAAAAUGAGCCUCUUCCUCUUGACGAGGUGGAACCAGCUACCGAAAUAGUCAAAAGAUUUGCCACGGGAGCGAUGAGUUUUGGAUCCAUCAGUUUAGAGGCUCAUCAAACGCUUGCCGUAGCGAUGAACAAGGUGGGUGGUAAAAGUAAUACGGGAGAAGGCGGCGAAGACCCGGAAAGAUACCUGGAUGCCUCCAAAAGAUCCGCCAUAAAACAGGUGGCCUCCGGAAGGUUUGGCGUAACUUCUUCUUACCUCGCGCACGCAGACGAUUUACAGAUCAAGAUGGCGCAGGGUGCGAAACCUGGCGAAGGGGGUGAAUUGCCGGGAUAUAAAGUAUCGGUUGAAAUAGCUAAAACCAGACAUUCCGUGCCAGGAGUUGGCCUUAUUUCCCCACCGCCUCAUCAUGAUAUUUACUCGAUAGAAGAUUUGGCAGAAUUGAUUUACGAUCUGAAGUGCGCAAAUCCUAAGGCCCGCAUAUCUGUGAAAUUGGUGUCUGAAGUAGGAGUUGGUGUGGUUGCAUCAGGGGUUGCGAAAGGCAAAGCGGAACACAUCGUUGUGUCAGGCCACGACGGUGGCACUGGGGCCAGUUCUUGGACCGGAAUUAAAUCUGCCGGCCUUCCUUGGGAAUUGGGAAUUGCCGAAACGCACCAAGUUCUUGUAUUGAACAAUUUGAGAUCUAGAAUCGUUUUGCAAGCCGAUGGCCAAAUAAGAACAGGUUUUGACGUAGUUGUAGCGGCAAUCCUAGGUGCCGACGAAAUAGGUUUUAGUACUGCACCCCUUAUUGCGAUGGGAUGUACAAUGAUGCGUAAAUGCCAUUUGAACACCUGCCCAGUGGGAAUUGCCACUCAGGAUCCGAUCCUUAGGAAGAAAUUUACGGGCCAACCCGAGCAUGUCAUAAAUUAUAUGUUCAUGCUGGCCGAAGAAGUGAGAAACCACAUGGCUAAUCUAGGCGUUCGUUCAUUCCAAGAGUUGAUAGGCAGAACAGACCUUCUGAAGGUGUCUGAAACCGGCUCUGCCAAGUCCAAGCUGCUAAACUUGAAUUUAAUACUGCAAAACGCCAGUCACAUGCGUCCCGGAGUGAACAUUAAAGGAGGUUCCGUGGCUCAAGACUUCCAACUUGAAAACAGAUUGGACAAUAAAUUGAUCGACAUGUCCAAGGCACUGCUGGAGGGCGAGCAGAAUGCCGUUACCAUCGAGAUGAACAUCAACAACGAGUGUAGAGCGUUUGGAUCUACACUUUCUUACGAAAUAUCUAAGAUCUAUAAUGAGGACGGUUUACCAGAGGGAAAACAUAUCGAUAUACGAUUGAAGGGAUCUGCCGGUCAAAGUUUCGGUGCUUUUCUAGCCAAAGGUAUCACUAUUACCUUAGAAGGGGACGCUAAUGAUUAUGUUGGCAAGGGUCUGUCAGGAGGCACUAUAGUCAUCUAUCCGCCGAAAGUGUCACCUUUCGAAUCGCACUUAAACGUGAUAGUAGGAAAUGUAUGUCUUUACGGCGCCACAUCCGGUAGGGCCUACUUCAGGGGAAUCGCUUCUGAAAGAUUUGCAGUCCGAAAUUCCGGAGCCACUGCUGUGCUGGAAGGAGUCGGAGAUCACGCUUGCGAAUAUAUGACCGGAGGCUUCGUCCUAGUUUUGGGACUGACAGGCCGAAAUUUCGCAGCCGGUAUGUCUGGAGGAAUUGCCUAUGUUUGGGAUAUCGAUGGUAAAUUCUCCACCAGAUGCAAUCCCGAGAUGGUUGAACUUUGCAAACUUGAAGACGGCGACGAUGUCUCGUUGGUGAGGACGUUAUUGAAAGAAUUCAAAGAGCUCACUGGUAGUAUCGUGGCCGAGAAGUUACUGGAAGAUUUCGACAACAGAUUGAAAGAAUUCGUCAAAGUAUUUCCUUAUGAUUACCAGAGGGCUUUGCGGCAAAAGAUGGCCGAAGUACAAAUUACUAAUGGACUGAGUCACGAACCUAAAAUUCCCGACAUCGAGGAUGUAAUGGGCGAUCCCAAAAAAGAAAAUGUUUUGGAUAAAACGAGAGGUUUCAUGAAAUAUCCACGUGAAACCAGCGUAUAUCGUCCAGCCGAAAAACGAAUGAAAGAUUGGGACGAGAUCUACAACGUCCAGCACGUUAGGAAAGGUCUUCGGAUGCAAGCGGCAAGAUGUAUGGAAUGCGGUGUGCCGUUUUGCCAGUCCAAUUCUCACGGUUGUCCGCUCGGCAAUAUCAUUCCGAAGUGGAAUCUGCUGGUCUUUCAGAAUCAGUGGAGACAGGCAUUGAACCAACUCUUGCAGACCAACAACUUUCCCGAGUUCACGGGAAGAGUGUGUCCGGCACCAUGCGAAGCGGCCUGCGUCUUGGGCAUUUCCGAACCGGCGGUGACCAUAAAAAACAUUGAAUGUUCCAUAAUCGACCAUGCUUUCGAGAACGGAUGGAUAACACCCCAGAUCCCCGAAGUUAGAACGCAAAAGAAAGUGGCUAUUGUUGGUUCUGGCCCUGCAGGUCUUGCAUGUGCUAGCCAGUUGAACAAAGCUGGACAUAAUGUAACCGUAUUCGAGAGAAACGACAGAGUGGGAGGCUUACUCCAGUACGGUAUCCCAACCAUGAAAUUGAGUAAGGCUGUGGUGGAACGCAGGGUGGACCUGCUUAAAGCUGAGGGUAUCGUAUUCAAGACUAACGUGAACAUAGGGAAAGAUAUAUCGGCAACUGAUUUGAGCAAGGAAUAUGAAGCUGUUGUUCUUUGUACCGGAGCUACCUGGCCUAGAGAUAUACCACUUCCAGGUAGACAACUUGGCGGAAUUCAUUUCGCGAUGGAAUUUUUGGAAAAUUGGCAAAAGAAACAAUUAGGUACAAACCGUGACGGACCCGUAGCCAAAGACAAGAACGUUAUAAUUAUCGGUGGAGGCGACACUGGAUGCGAUUGCAUUGCAACUUCGCUUAGACAAGGGGCCGCUUCGAUCGUCACAUUUGAAAUACUGCCAGAACCUGGACCGAAAAGAUCCCAGGAUAAUCCCUGGCCUCAGUGGCCUAGAGUUUUUAGGGUUGAUUAUGGCCACGAAGAGGUCAAGACGAAAUUUGGAGAAGAUCCUCGCGUCUUUAGUAUUAUGACUCAGGAAUUCAUAGAUAAUGGCAAAGGACAUGUAAGUGGCAUCAAAACCAUAAAUGUUGAAUGGAAAAAAGACGACAGUGGAAGAUGGCAGAUGGUUCAAGUUCCUGGUACUGAAAGAGUAUUUCCAGCAGAUCUGGUUCUUUUAGCCAUGGGAUUCUUAGGUCCUGAAAGGGCCAUUGGAGAUCAAUUAGAAUUGACAUUGGAUGCAAGAUCUAACUUCAACACUGAAAAUUAUCGAUCCGAUGUUUCUAAUGUUUUUGCAGCUGGAGAUUGCAGAAGGGGCCAAUCUCUAGUCGUGUGGGCCAUAUCGGAAGGAAGACAAGCAGCUCGAGCUGUCGACGAGUAUUUGUCACAUAAUUCAUCCUCCUUACCUGGACCAGGAGGUAUAAUCCAACCGAAAAUCGAAAUCGUUCAAGCCUAAAACGGCCUCAAAAUUUCUUAUAGAUUUCAGUUUUAGCUUGUGAUGGUACAUAAAAAAAAUGUGAUUGAUAUCAAUCGAAAUUGUGCCAUUUUGAAUGUUGAUACCCAGCAUUGUAAAUUUGUUUUCUCGAAUACUGACAUUUGGAGAAUGUUUAGUUAGUUCUUGAGAUAUGCCUUAGUUUGGAAGACAAUAAUUCGGAAUUUUGUGACUGAAAAUUUCUAAUAACUUUGGAUUUCAAUUAUUCUAGAGUUUGAAUAGAAAAACUCAUAGAUGUGUCUAAAAAAAAAUGAAAUUGGUCGUUAAUCCUGACUAUCUUUGAGUGACAUGAUUGACUUUACCCACUCAUCGAAAAUGGCAAUUAGUACAUAAAGAUUUAUUUUUAUCUACCUCUCCUAUGUAUUGAUUUCACCAUCAAAUCCAAAAAUUGAAAUUAGUUUUGUAACGGACUAUUCAAUGUUGAUAAAACUUCUUGGUUGUGAAUCACCAUUAGCUUCAAUAUAGCAUCUAUAUUAUAUGAAAAUUAUAUUAUUGAAUAAAUAUAUUUAUUAACAAUGAAA
Harmonia axyridis is the source of this 6941-nucleotide messenger RNA. Its product is annotated as glutamate synthase 1 [NADH], chloroplastic. The transcript is spliced from 27 exons. The record is from RefSeq and is a predicted model, not a curated record. Lineage: Eukaryota; Metazoa; Arthropoda; Insecta; Coleoptera; Coccinellidae. Gene Ontology annotation, molecular function: glutamate synthase (NADH) activity; iron-sulfur cluster binding; FMN binding. Bases 286 to 6384 code for a protein of 2032 amino acids.